AUGGCAGAGAUAGAUCAGCAACAGCUUCAAUCUUUGGUUCUUUCGGCAGAAUUAAACUCUGAGAAUGAAAAUUUAGAGCAACUUGGACCCAUAAUAAAGUCUAUAUAUGAUAAUGGACGUCAGGAGGCGUUUCUCGAGCAGCUGACAGUUUUUGUGAGAAAGAAGGAGGGUGAGAUUGAGAGAAUGUGCAAUAGUAAUUAUCAGGAAUUUGUACAUUCUGUAGAUCAACUUUUAAAAGUGAGACAAGGAACUGUGAAUCUUAAAAAUAAAAUAAUAGAUUUGAACUAUGAUGUUCAAUUAUCGGGUAAAAAACUUGCUACGAAGAAAAAAGAGUUAAUACAAACUCGUAAAAUUCAGAAAAAUAUCGAUGAAGCUGUGGAGACAUUACAAACAUGCUUAUACGUGCUGGACUUAGCAAAUCGAGCCAACAGUCUAAUUGAGGAAAAAAAAUAUUAUUCGGCUUUGCGGACAAUUGAGGAACUACAGACUGUACAUUUACGUAAAGUGAGUCAAUAUGAAUUUGCGCGACAUAUGCAGGAAUCGAUACCAGUUAUGCAAAACAAUAUAAAAGAUGCAGUAACGAGAGAACUGCAGGAAUGGUUAUUCAAAGUGAGAGAGGUGUCUUCAAAAGUUGGAAAAUUGGCCAUUGAACAAUUAACGUUACGACAAGAGCGUUGGAAACAAAAAGUAGCACAGAAUAAAGAUUUAGCAUCUGCGCCUGUUAAUUCUCCUAUUGAACUGGCAAUGAACGAAGAGAAUGAGUUUAACGUUGUAAAUAAUGAUCAAGUACAAAUUGAUUUCAAACCACUUUAUCAGUGUCUUCACAUAUAUGAAGAACUUGGUAAAAGAAGUGAAUUUAAAGCAAAUUAUGAAGAAGAUCGAAGGGCUCAAGCAAAUUUAGUCUUAUCAGCAAAUUUCACGCUAAAAGACGGCGACAUUCGAGGAUUCGAAUCGUUUCUCGACGAGAUCGUUGGAUUUUUCGUGAUCGAAUACAUCAUUGUACAUUCAACACACAAUUUCCGGUCACAGCGCGAAGUAGACAUUCUCUGGGACAGUGUUACCACUAAAGUGAUAAAAAUGGUGUCGAAUGCGUUGCGUGAAUGUCAUAGUCCGGAAUUGUUUGUAAAGAUUAAACAUUAUUUGACUAGUUAUAUUCAAACAUUUGAGGAGUAUUCUUAUAAUACUCAUAUGUAUACGGACUUGCAUUUUAAUGUGUACCAACGGUAUUCGGAAAUGUUGAAAGAGAAAUUUGCUGAAGAUUUUCAUCAAACUAUAUUGGAUGAUGAUUAUAUGCCUAUGGUUGUAAACGCACCCGAAGAAUAUGAAGCUGUUGUGGACGCUUGUUGGUUCAAAGAUGAGCAACGUGCUAAUGCGAUUCGUUUCCCGCGAACUUUGCCAUUUUCUCAAGCUUAUCCAUCCUGUUGUCUCGACAUAAAAAAUUUUGUCGAUCAAUUUUACGAUUUCGCCGAAGACGCCUCUCGAAGACAUAAUUACCUUGAUGACAUUUUAAAAGAGGCAUUGGAUGCUUUACUGAUAGAACAUGUUAACGGUGUUCUAUUGGGUAAAUUGCAAAGCACGAAUCUUACACAGAUAGUUCAGAUUAUCAUUAAUUUGGAAUACUUUGAAAAUAUGUGUGCGGAAUUGGAAAAAUUAUUGAAGGAUCGGAGAUCGAUGCAUCGUGGUGGUAGAAUACAAUUAAACGCUUCAAAUGAAUUCCAUCAAACACGUAAAAAGGCAGAAAAAAGAAUUUUCGAGUUGGUCAAUUCGAAAAUUGAUGAUUUCUUGGAAUUAGCAGAUUAUGAUUGGGCACCAAGUGUUGCUCUUUCUCAACCAAGUCCUUUUCUGCAGGAUAUGGUUGGCUUUUUGACUACUGUCAUUAGUUCAACAUUGUACAAUUUACCAGUGUCCAUUAAAACUUUUAUUUAUUUCGAUGCGCUUGCCCAUUUGUCGACUUCACUUCAUGACUUGAUUCUUAGUCCCGAAGUAAAAAAAAUCAAUGUGAAUGGAAUUACAAAUUUCGAUAAUGAUGUCCGAUUCUUGGAGCAAUUUGCUCAAGGACUUGAUAAUCCUAACAUAGCGGAUGCAUUUAUGGAAUUACGACAGAUUGUCAAUUUACUACAGUGUGAAAAUAUGGAGGAAUACUUGACGUCAUCCACGCGUAACAAAAAGUAUUCACGUAUAAAACCUGCGGAUGUCGUGAAUCUUAUUGAAAAAAUGUUAAAAGACCAAUCAGUGAUAUCAUUAAGUCCCUCGGAACGUUCAAGAAAACGUGGAAUGGAAACAGUCUUACGCUCGCUGAAACCUGAAGGUGUUGAUUCACUUCCGAUAAAAGCGUUAACACGAAUCGUAGCAGCACUAGGACCAAUACUGAUUAGAUCAUUUGCGGAGGCAUAUAAACAACAUAUAGCAAAUCAAGCAGCUGCACAAGGCCGAGGUCGUGCCGCUUCGGCGGCAACUGGUGCUGCAAAUAGUGUGAGUGACGCUUUGACACAGAAAACGAAAAUAAGUAUCGAGGAAGCAUGUCAAAUACUAAAUGUCAAAAAAGAGGAUAUUGAAGAUAUCGCUACUGUUGCCAGGCGAUUUGAACACUUACAUAAAAUGAAUGAUCCAUCGAAAAAUGGGUCAUUUUAUAUACAACGAAAAGUCGAGAACGCAAGAGACCGAAUUCAGCUAGAGUUAUUGGAGAAGGCGAAGCAAUUCUUUACUGUUAUCAUGACAGAGUUUAAACUUUCCGCCACUCUAAUAGGACACGAACAAGACGUUCGUGGAAUUCGUGCAGUUUCAGACUCCGCUGUUGUUUCAGUAUCUAGGGAUAAAACUGUGCGACUAUGGUCAAGGCUUGCAACUACAAAUGUGUUCACCGAGGAUAAGGUUUUUUUAGGACACACUCAUUUUGUGACUGGUGUUGCUGUGUUUCCAGCUACCCAGAAACACCCCAAAGGUCUUAUUGCUAGCGGAAGCAGCGAUAAAACUAUAAAUAUCUGGGAUCCAGAACACCCUCAAGAUCCGAUUUAUUCGCUUAUCGGUCAUACAGAUAAUAUAUGCGCGCUGGACGUUUCACCUUCUGGUUAUCUUGUAAGUGGAUCCUGGGAUAAGACCGUUAAAUUAUGGGUAAACUGGCAGGUUUCAUACACAUUGCAGGGACACACGGCCGCUGUAUGGGCUGUCUUGGCUAUUGAAGAUGAUGGUAAAAGAACACACAUUUUUAAAGGACACACUGAUUGCGUCAGAGGGUUAUGCGUACUUCCUGAUCUAGGUUUCGUGUCUUGUAGUAAUGAUAGCACGGUAAGAAUAUGGACUUUGACUGGAGAUUGUAUUCAAGAAUUGAACGGACAUAUUUCGUACGUUUAUUCUAUUUUUGUACUGUCAACCGGCGAGAUUGUGUCAUCUGGAGAAGAUAGAUCUGUUAAAGUUUGGAAAGAUGGUACAUGUAUACAAACUAUCUUACAUCCAGCAACAUCAGUUUGGUGCGUUGCAGGACUUCCUAACGGUGAUAUUAUAAGUGGAGCCAGCGAUUACCAAAUUCGCAUAUUUACACGUGCUGAAGAACGGACUGCCGAGUUAUCUGUGUUGAAGGAAUUUGAUGAUGAGGUUGCAAAACAGGCGAUUCCAUCAAACCAGAUAGGCGAUAUAAAGAAGGAUGAGCUUCCUGGACCUGAAGCUUUAUUAAAACCUGGAGACAGGGAAGGCCAGGUUUUGAUGGUACGCUCUGGGGAUCUAGUUGAGGCACACAUGUGGAAUGCUUCAAGCAAGACAUGGGCAAAAAUGGGUGAGGUCGUGGAUGCUGUCGGGCAAGGCCGAAAACAACUGUUCAACGGAAGAGAAUACGAUUAUGUGUUUGAUGUGGAUAUAGGGGAUGGAGUGCCACCUCUUAAAUUACCAUAUAAUGUGACUGAUAACCCAUAUCAGGCUGCCCAAGAUUUUAUAUGGGCGAAUGAAUUGCCACAAAGUUAUUUAGACCAAAUUGCCAAUUUUAUCAUACAAAAUGCUAAAGGUGUUACACUAGGCGCAGGUGCUUCACAGUAUCAAGAUCCGUUUACAGGUGGCUCGAGAUAUACUCCAGGUGCUGGACCAUCUAAUAAUGUACCAGGAUCACGCCCUGGUAAUACUAUAACAGGUAUUGAUCCGUGGACGCGUCCAGGACCUAGCACUACUACUUCAAGUACUGCAGCCCCUUCUUCGAAACCAAGUUCUGCUAAUGUUCUUCCACAAAAAUCUUAUCUUUCCUUUAAACAAGCAAAUGUCCAAGCUAUAUACAAGAAGAUUGGACAAAUCAAUAAUGAAUUACAAUCAGAUCCAUUAACAAGUAGUUUGGCAUUAACACCCACCGAAAACUCGACACUUGGAAACUUAAUCAAGUUCUUGGAAAAUCCUUCUGUGGGUACAGACUCGUCUGAAGCGAGACAGAAUGAAUUCGCAGUGAUACAUAAAAUUUGUACUAGUUGGCCAUUUGAGAAAAGAUUUCCAGGUCUUGAUUUACUACGACUGGUUAUAUUAUAUUCGCCUAUUGCAGCACUUUACAAGCACAAUAAAGGAUCCAUCAUUAAUCUAAUAAUGGAUGCUGGACAAUUAAACGCUUGGUCAUCGGAGAGCUUCGUGCGCACGAAAGAAUAUGAGACGAAUUUAAUGUUGGCUCUGAGAUCAAUAGCAAAUCUGUUUGAGGUAAAAGAAGGAUGGCAUCUUUUGAGAGAAGCUAGUUCGACGCAAGACCCAAAAUACGAAUACGCGGAUUGUUCUUGUGACAAUCUUUCUCAAAAAUCACCCGACGAAGACUUUCUUUUGCAGUUGAUAGCAACCAUCGUUGAAUUUCUCGAGAAUGAAACAGAUUCUGAAGUCAUAUAUAGGGCAAUGGUUACUAUGGGAACCUUGAUAAUCUCCAAUGGAGCAGCAAAAGACGCCGCUAAAGUUCUGGAUGUACAAAAUGUUGUUAAGAAAGCAUCCGAGAAAGCAAAGGAGGAGAGAAUCGUGCAGAUUACUGAGGCCGUGUUUAUUUUGUAUACUGUGUGGGAAUGGAAUGAAGAGUUGCCUCUUGAGCUUGCGGAUUCAUUCAGUGAAAUACAAGAGAAAUAUGAAGUGACAAUCAAUUUUUUGCCGGAAAAUCAAGCGCAAGGAAGUACAAAGAAUAUUGAACAAUCACGUAAUGACCAAAUAUUUAUUUACUCCAAAGCAAAAAGACUUAUCACGAUUCCACAACGUCAAAAACAAGCCGAUACUUCAAAAGCAAUUAUACAGAGUCUCCAUCCAUUCAACGAAGAAGAAUACGAUAAAGGACGCCAACUCCUCAAAUUCGGAGAAGAAACCGAAGGACUGGAGAGACCGUUCUUUUUCGAUUAUCGUGUGGAUAUAGAAGUGAAUGGUGAUGUUUUUAUUGAGGAGAAGCAAAUUAUGGUUAAUGGAGCGAAAACUGAGGAUAUAGAGGAAGCCAUGAGACGUCUUCAUACACUUCAAGAGAUACACUUACGUCCCCCAUAUCGAACACAAAGAAUUCCACUCGUUCAUCAUCCGAAUCAAAACGUGGCUUUCAAAUUACUUUUCUAUCCACUAAAGCAACAUGCGUACUUUAAAGACAAAUUUAGCGCGAUCAAAUCAAAAGAACCGUUUAUUCUAGUGGCGGUACAACGGAAUGAGGCAGGUGAAUAUAAUGUAUUGCCGAAUGGAAUUGAUAUUGAGGUUCUUCCUCCUAGUCUUCUUCAGAAUAAAGCUAAGAAGAAUGCUAUACCUCAGAGUCCAAUUAAAAAGGAGUUAUCAAAAUCAAAUGACCCCAAUAAUAAUCGAUCGUUAAAGACAGAAGAAGAAAAACAGGCGCGUAAAGAAGCGAAGAAAGCAAGAAUUGCUAAGAUGAAAUAUGAGCAAGCGAUGAGAAAUAACAGCAACCUCGUAGAAAAUCCUGCCGGCAGUAGUACAAGAAUUCUGGUGGAAAACGAGGCGGAAAAGAAGUCAAAUGAGGAAACUGAGUUGAAACCGAAGGUUAAAAACAUUGUUAUGGAAAAGAGUCCGGAUACUGAUGGCCCUUUUGAUCGUCAACAAGUUACCUUUGGAAAAAGAGUGCGAGAUUAUAAUUUCAACCUAAUGAAAAAAGCAUUUUCUGAGGCAUUCGAGUAUGCGCGGGCACACAGGGGAGAAAUUCGGUUUCAUGGAAGCAUCGGCAAAGUGUCCUUCUCGAAAGUAACCGCUCGGAUAAACUCAGAGUUAUGGGAAUUUACAGAUUUAAAAGAUAUCUUAGUUGGUGAAAUGAGUGUAUCUCCAGUAUUCACCGAUAUGGCAACGGAACAUUCACGCGUGAUAGAACUCGUGGUACAAUUACUUUCUGAAACUUUACCUAUGGAACCUUCUGCAAAGACGGCGUUCUUUGAAAUCAACGCAGACGCACGAAACAAUCCAAAUACUGGAUAUGUUCCCGUUACUAUGCUUGUCAAUUGCGAUUAUGUUGCGUUGAAUAAAGUUGCGCUGCGUUGGAAUCAUCUUGUAAAUUUUGAUUGGAGUAUCUUAGACAGGAAAGUCGACUUCCAAUUGUGCUUAAAGACACGUACAUCUAUCCGAAACGACGUAAAACCAUUCUCCACCUUCAUCAAGAAAGCUUCGGUCCAUCCCGCAAACAGGACGAUAACAUAUGAAAAUAUUCCUGAUUACUUGGAGGUCACAUCGAUUACUUACAAAGUAGUCAAUAAGUUUAAAUUACAUUAUCCUUUCAUCAUGGAAGUGACUCGUGUCGAAGAACUUCCCCUUAAGCAACAACCAAAUUCCAAAAAAUUUCAAGGAGGGACUGGUCGUGGAAAACCAUAUUAUACCAUAGAGGUGAUCAAUGAUGUAAUACGCGAAAAGUUUAAAGACAACCAGGAUCUUAGCCCUGGUAAAUUAGGAAACUGGACGGUUGAAGAUAUUUUAGGUGAAGAGCCGGAAUCGUUCAAUCUCAUUAACAUGACAAAAACUAUGUUGAUGUUGAUUGAAAGGUGUAAUAGAGCUUUAGAGCGUAGGGCCGCUGAAGAAGCUGAUAAAGCGAAAAA
Molecule: messenger RNA, 7004 nt
Organism: Ambispora leptoticha
Lineage: Eukaryota; Fungi; Glomeromycota; Glomeromycetes; Archaeosporales; Ambisporaceae
Source: the annotation of a GenBank genome assembly